Molecule: messenger RNA, 9356 nt
Organism: Oreochromis aureus
Lineage: Eukaryota; Metazoa; Chordata; Actinopteri; Cichliformes; Cichlidae
Gene: zbtb37
Product: zinc finger and BTB domain containing 37
Exons: 4
Coding region: 365-1906 (513 amino acids)
Biological process (GO): regulation of transcription by RNA polymerase II
Molecular function (GO): RNA polymerase II cis-regulatory region sequence-specific DNA binding; protein binding; DNA-binding transcription factor activity, RNA polymerase II-specific
Source: RefSeq, a predicted model, not a curated record
UCUCGGCCCUUCUGCCGUGAAAAGGAGGCUGUGAAGUCUGGGCUGUCCGCCGUCACUGAGCCGAUCCUGAACCAGCUCGCAGGUACAGUGGAAUGGCAGCAGAGCGCCUGCUGACGGACCGGAGCCCGCGCUCAGCUGUCGUUCCGGGGUCUUGAAUAGCUCGCGACCGCCGCUGGAGCCUCGGAGCCUGGAGGAGCCGCGGGUGGAGCUGCAGCCUGUCAGGCCGAGCCGAGCCGAGCUGCUGUCAUCUCCCGCCCUGUUAAUGAUGCUCAGCAAGCUGCAGAACUGAAGCAUCGGCAACCCGAAAGCAGACCAGAGCAUUUUUCACUGCUCCCUCCCCCUCAGUGUCCCUGCAGGCUGCAGCAUGGAGCGUACCGGCAGCAUACAGCUGGACAUCCCAGACUUCAGUAACUCUGUUCUUUCUCACCUGAACCAGCUGCGUGUUCAAGGCCGUCUCUGUGACAUCGUGGUCAAUGUUCAGGGCCAAAGCUUUCGUGCACACAAGGUCGUACUAGCUGCCAGCUCGCCAUACUUUCGGGACCACAUGUCUCUGAGUCAGAUGAGCACUGUGUCACUGACAGUGAUCCGUAAUCCAUCAGUGUUCGAGCAACUGCUGUCCUUUUGCUACACGGGCCGUCUCUGCUUGCAGCUUGCAGACAUCAUCAGCUACCUGACAGCUGCCAGCUUCCUGCAGAUGCAGCACAUUAUUGACCGCUGCACCCAAAUUCUUGAGGGUAUCCACCUAAAGAUCAGUCUGGCUGACCUGGACGAAGAGUCCAGGGAUGACGAGGUGGCACGGGGCUCCAGGAAUAGUAGGACAUUGGAGGCUGUGGUGCGAGGAGGGAGUCACAGUGGUCUGCGGCUGGUUGGCCCACGGGGAGGUGCAGAGCCAUGUGAAGCAGUCAGUCCAGCAGAAGAGCCACUUAGCCCAGCUCCAGCGGUGGAGCACAGUGGGCUAGAAGGGCCAGGGACCACCAGUGGAAGAGCAGGCAAAGAACCGAUACUACGUAUCAACCGAGCCGGUCAGUGGUAUGUGGAGACCAGCAGUGAACCGGAACGGACCGGCAGCGCUGAGGAGGGCAGCAUGGAUGGGAUCAGGAUAAAAACAGAGAGGAUGGAGGAAUGGAUUGGAACAGAAGAGCAGCAGGAGGAGGGAGGGCCAAUGGAAGAGGGGGCCACGGUGAUGAUUGACACAUCAGGACGCAGUACACUGGUGACUGGACCGGUAGGAGCGCUGGGGACCCGUAGUAUCCAGCCAUCCUCCAGCUUCAGUGAGACAGACAGGUUUAGUCCCACUGGCAGCGUGGUCGUCCUCACAGAACGUCAGAGAGCAAAGAGCGAGUCUCCUAGCAGGGCAGAUGAGUUGCGACAGCCAAGCUCACAGGGAGAGGAGCAUACAACGUUUGAUAUGGGCGGUUAUGAGGACUACUUGAGGGAGCAGGUAGGAGAUCGCUGGUUCCGCUACAAUCCACGCCUCACCUGCAUCUACUGCUGCAAAUCCUUCAACCAGAAAGGGAGCCUAGACCGUCACAUGCGCCUGCAUAUGGGUAUAACACCAUUUGUCUGCCGCAUCUGUGGGAAGAAGUACACCCGUAAAGACCAGCUGGAGUACCAUAUCCGCAAGCACACCGGCAACAAACCUUUCCACUGCCACGUUUGUGGGAAGAGCUUCCCCUUCCAGGCCAUCCUCAACCAGCAUUUCCGCAAGAACCACCCAGGCUGUGCACCCCAGGAAGCCCACAGCGCCUCCCCUGAGACCACCACCGCUUCAGUUACAUCCAGGGGUGGUCCCAGUGAUGAGGCCUCCCCCAGUCAGGAGGAAUCUGAAGGUGGAGGAGGUAAUAGUGCUGGAGGGCAAUAUGGAGAGGGUCCCCAAGCCUCUGUUUCUACAACAGGACCAGACUGACCCCAGUGAAGGAAGGAACAUGGGGUGGGGGGUGAGUGGGGCAGCAUGAUCCUGUUGUAACCAAAGCUAACAGGAUGUUAAACCCGCUGAAGUCAAAGGACCCCUCAGAGUCUGAAAUGAGAUUUAUCCGCUUUAAACCGCAUCUACCUUCACCUACUAAACCGAACAGAUUAAGCUAAAAUGAAGAAAUUCCACACACUCCAACAACCUCAUGCCACAAAAUUCAGUGGUUCUCGUUUGCCUCCGUCUAGUUUAUGUUACAGAUUUCUACUUUUAUAUUUACAGGUAUUACUGGUCCACAAUGCAGCAUCACAACAGCAUGUCUGGUGGAGACUUUGCCAAACUACUCAGUGCCAGUUAAACAAUUCAAAUCCUUCAUAUUUGCCUUGAGACAAUCUGGAGCCGUUGGAUGAUGAUGAUGAUGAUAAUAAUAAUAAUACUAGUAGUAGUAAUAAUAAUAAUCUUAUGCGUUCUAUGAGUGCCAUAAUGGCGUUAAAAGGUAUAGUUGCACAAAAAGGUUCAAUGAGAAACUUAAAACUAUUUAGCUGAAGGUGCAUCCCAGUGUGAUUGGAGUUUUUUGGUCUUUCCCCAUUUUCCUGCAUUUGGCACGAUUCAGGAUAGAUAAAGGUAUUACACUACACACUUUGACACUACGUACAUACCUCACUGUACAGCACAAAAAACUGCAGUCACAAUCCUCUGUUUCACAAAUAUGAUCAUCCAUCAAAAAUUGUAAAAUAUAUUGGGAGACAGUAGAAGGACGAUGUAAGUGGACUGGUUCUUAUGUAGCGCUUUUCUACUCUGAGCACUCAAAGCGCUUUAUGCAACUUCCCUCAUUCAUGAAUUCACACAAACACUUUGCUGUGUGCUUUCUGUCUAACAGUCACACACAUUUGAGCAACUUGGGGUUAAUAUCUUGCCCAAGGAUAUUUGGAUUGGAGAUUAGAGCAGCCAUGGAUCGAACCACCGACCUUCCAGUUAGAGGGUGACCUGCUCUACCUCUUGAGUCAUAGCCACCUGUGUGUGCCCAGUGGAAGAAUUGCAGGUGUAGAUGAAUAUACACUUGGCCGAUAAAAAUCUGCAAAUGUUUAAUGUUAUUAUUUUUGAUCGAGAAUAGUCAAAAACCCAAAAACCUGCAUUUUAAAAGAGAGAAGAUUUGCUUUCGUCACUGUGAACGAAAUUUUUCUUUGGGGAGUAUGUUGGGGUUGUGAACUGCUGUUCACAAAGUUUUUAACUAUUAGUGCAUCUCACAAAAAUAGAAUAUGGAGAAAAAGUGUGGCUCUGCUAAGAUGCUAUUGAAGCUGCUCUGAUGCCAACUUCGUGUGGAUUUUUGGAUCAGGUUUUCACAUCUUCCUCGAAAAUACCCCAUAGAGUCUCUGUGGGGUUUAGGUCAGGUGACUCGGCUUGCCAAUUAAGUAGAGUAAUAGCAUUGUUGGUAACCAUUUGGUAGUAGUUUUGGAGCUGUAGUCAGGUCAGUCGUGUUGGCAAAGGAAAUUUGCACCGGCAUCACUAGAUAGAAACAUGCAGUCUGUUAAUGCAGCCGUCUUCCUGGAAGUUUAUCCUUUGACAUAUAAAAACUCUCCACUCAGCUGGCCUUUUCAGCAGUGACCUUCUGUGGCUUACCUUCCUUGUGGUGGAUAUUAAUGAUCGUCAUGUGGAGAGCCGUCAGGUCAGCAGUCUUCCCCAUGACUGUGAUUGUGUACGAGUCUGAGACAGAUACUGUGGUUUGAAUAGAAAUUUCCUAAAACGGUAAAGACCUCAGUGCAGUAUCUCGGACAGUUUGAAAUACUUCAUUUCUAAUUUUCUUGAGCUAUAAGCAAUCUUCAAAAAUGCUUGAAAAUAUUGACUUUGUGUGUAAUUAAUAUAGAAUAUAUGAAAAUUACCAUUGUGAAUGAAAUUGCCAAAAUAAUCACUUUUUCACUGUAAUUUUUUGAGAUGCACUAGUAUAUCCCAUUGCCUUCAACAGAGAAUGCAACAUAGGUCAUGUGACUUAUUUGCGUCACAUGAAAACUAUUACGUGCUUUCAUGUGUUCCUGUGAUAAAGUCACAAGUUUGUAUGUAUGCACAAGUAUAUCCCUGAGAAUCAAAUCAUCAGCUUUCUGCUUCUCUGGAUGUGCACGGGAUGUGUCGUAGAACAGAUAUUGAGAGGGAUUCUCACGCUUCAUGCAGGCAAAAUGGAUGGAAAGAUGUCUGUGGGGACUCCGGUCACACUGGGUUAAUGAAUUUGGCAUGAAAUGAAUAGAACUUCCUUACAAUAGUGUUUUUAUUGUGGCAGUUGAACUCAGUUUCUACAGCAGGUUUUAGAUCACACUUGACCACCAACAAACUCACAGCAGGAAAACUGGACAUUGUCCAGCCUCAGAUAAGCUACACAGCUCAAUUACCUCUCAUCACUACGCAAUACAGCUGCAGCACAGCACCACCAGGAAGCGCUCUGCUCCACUCCCACAGAGAUCUCAGUCACUUUUCUCAGAUAUUUUUAUAAACAAACAUGUAUUUAUUGUUUUUCUUCGGUUUCCUUGGACACUUUCUUGCUCUGACAACGGGUGUGAUGGAAGACAGCUUGUUGUUUGAGGAGAACAAGAUAUUGGGACGACCCGAUCAGUAUCUUGUGUGACAGUUAGUGACGCAUUUAAUCUACUGCACUUACCAACAAGCCUGAGGGGAAAAAAUCAGACUGAAACUAAGAGUGAAGAACAGGUGAAGCACAGGUAUUCAAGACGCCGACACAGUAGAAAGGUCUGCUGAAGUGACUCCAAUUAUAGUCAGCACACCGAUCAAAGUCAAAUCAAAAUUUAUUGUCAUCGCUACUGUAAACACAGUGUACAGAGAGACGAGACGACGUGGCUCCAACUGCUGUAGUGCAACAAAACUAAAAAUAUGACUCGUAGAUUAAAAAAACAAUAUAAAUGGGUAGAAAGUCUUAUAUAUAAGGGGGCCAGACCCCACUGACUAAAUAAAUGCAUUAUUAUUAAAAAAAAACUCUCACCAUAAAGUGUCAGGAAAAGGGAAACGAUCUCUUCUGGUCUCUUUGGGGAAUACCUCGCCUUAGAGCAGGGGUGGGGAAACUCCGGGUCUUAAGAGCUGGUGUCCUGCAGGUUUUAGAUGUGUCCUUGAUCCAACACAGCUGAUUUAAACGGCUAAAUUACCUCCUCAACAUGUCUUGAAGUUCUCCAGAGGCCUGGUAAUGAACUAAUCAGGUGUGUUGACCCAGGGUGAGAUCUAAAACCUGCAGGACACCGGCCCAUGAGGCCUGGAGUUGGCCACCUCUGUGGCUACUUGAUGAACUGUAGUUUUUGGCUUUGAGGUUACUGCUUAGUCCCAGUAUAAAUAUUACCUCAUUAGGUUGUCAAUUUUUCUUAUCCGUGAGUGUGUAACUGUAUUCCAAGGGUCAAUAUUUUUUUUACCGGAUAGUAAAGAUCGUAAAAUAAUACAUUAAUAUGCUUGCCUUAUUUAACCUAUUAAAAAUAUUAGUUUUGUGAAAGUUCAAAAAUCCUAUAACUUGUUGAGCACCACAGCGCUGCCACAGAGGAGUUCACCUUCACUCCUGAUGUCAUAGACAUGAAACGGUGACACUGUUGAGGAUAAAUGGAGUCUUUACAUAAAAAGGUAGACCACAAAAUAUAUACAUUUGAAUACAUGAACAGGACACAUGUUACCUAACCUUGGCUUCGUUUUUGUGUGUAGAGUGCAGUAGAGGUAAUGCGUCACUGACAAUAGAUGGUUCUGAUCUGGAUGAACGUUGAUUGGAUACUGACAAGCCAAACCCUGAUAGACCAGAUGGAUGUAGUGGCCAGGCCUUGGCGCUGAACUUCAGAAGCCUCCUGUGAUCAGAGUUGACCUGUCGGAGGGCGGGAGCAGGUCGGACUAUCUGGCAACCAAAGGAAAGAUGGCGUGGCCGCGUGGGCCCCUCAAAACGCCAAAACAACUAAACCUCUUAUCAAUGAGGGAGAACGAGAAGGUCACAAAGUUUUUGUAACAAGAGAACAAUAACAAAUCUACACACAUUAUAAGACAAAUGUAUUUAAACUACUAAGAUGUUUUUGUUUUGUUUUUUAAAUAUGAUUAAUGUAAACAAGCUAGGAGUAGGCAGGUAGCACACAGAUGGGCUGUUACUGUUUUCUUCUACAGAGCUGUGAAACAGAUUCUCAGUGGAUGGUCAAUUUUUUUAUGCAAGUGAAGCCAGCGGCUCUGUCCUCAAUCGAGUGAUUGGAGAUUUUGUCCCAGAUGCCACUGCAGCCACUGCCGCUAGGCUCACACUUCAGGCUAACCAGGAUAUCAGGUAUACAAACUCUUUUCUUUUAUUCAAAGAAUUGGAUGUUUACCUUUCCCACGUAGCAGUAUGCUAACAGCUAAACCUCAGUGCAGUAUGCACGCUGCAGAAAUAAAACUUACCUGUAAACAAAAAAAAGCAGCAGGGAAGGCAUCCUCACGAGUCGCCGUAGAGGUCGGCAAAACCAAGACUGGGAAAUAUGAAACAGAAAUGAGCAUGGUGACCUCAAGACCUCUUUCCACAGAAUGUGUGGAUGUCUGCCACAGUCUGGGUCGGUGUAUAAGUAUGUGGUGAUCUUGCCUCUAACAGAUGUUUAAGUUUUGUCUGCUGUGUUGGGCUGGAACGUGACUUUGAGCAGGUGUUUUGAAAGAAAUCGCGACUUUUAGAAGCAACCAAAAGGGGCUGAAUACAACGACUUGUGCAGGAAAUAUUGUGUAAAAUUAAGCAAACAUUAUUCAAUUAAGUUCCAUUCAACAGUCACCCCAAGGUGCUGUGUAUUGUAAGUUAAAGACCCUACAGAAUAACGGGGAAAAGCACAUUUAAAAAAUCUUUCAUGUUCCAUAAAGUGACAAUCAAAUGAUUUUAGCUGCUAAUUAAUAAUUAAAUUCUUUGAACAAAAUCACCUAAAUGGACGUUACUUCUGGAAGGUAUUUAGUAUUUCAUCAUGGCUCGAGCACAUUCAAAUCAGGAGCUGAUUAAAAACUAUUUAAAACCAGCCGUGAUUAUACAGAUUAAACAGAGCAACGUGCUGGGAGGUAUGUGACAUGACAAAGAGCAGCUCGAGUCAUUGGCCUGAACCCGCAUCUAGCAGGAGCUAACAUGUGACUUUACAGUACAUUUGUGUAUUCGUGUUAUUUCCUGCAUCAUUUUUUCAGGUCAAAUGUAUCCAUUGUAUUGUAGUCUUAACAUGUUAUGUUAGCAAAAUAAUGUUAGUCUCAAUUUCAAUUCAGUUUAUUUAUACAGCGCCAUAUCGCAACAACAGUCGCCUUAAGGCGCUUUAUAUUGUAAGGUAGACCCUACAGUAAUCCAUACUCAGUAGGUAUUAUAGCAGUUGAGGACUUUUCAGUGUGGAACUCUUUAGUUUUGUUGAUAUAAGGCUAAAAAGAAGACGUUGACAGUUACCUGCUAUUUCUUCUUGUAUUUAAACGUGAACUAAAAAUCCACAGGUACAGGGCUUUCCUGCCUCAGAGUGGGCCUUUUGGGGGUAACAACUAGAUUGGUCUGCAUGUAGUUGUAUAGUAUAGACUGUUUCAGCAUUGUAUUGCUGUUUCUGGCCAUUGACCAACAAAAAUGCCUUUUAUUCCUGAGAAACCCCCCCCCCCUCCAAAAAGAAAAAUUAAAAGAAAUGUGUGUGCCACCACUUUCAUAAAAUCCCAGAUGCAUAUACUUGUUUUAUCAUAAAUAAAGUCCAGUACCAGAAAGCAUAGCCCAAAACACUUUUUCAGCUUCAAUAAUAUUUUCUGCACAGGUCAGGAUUCAGCCCCUCUAUUGAUUCAAUUACCGACAUCAUGUAGAUGAUUUAAGACCUGAGCGUUUCUUCAUGUUUCAUAAGAAAUCCGGUUCAUUUUGGUUCACUUUGUGUUUUACAUUUAUCAGGAAUUAUCCAAUGUAUAGAAAACUUUUUCGAGCAGUGAUCAUGAGAAGUACUUCAAAGAGACAUUUCUGACAAAGAACAAAAGUUUCGAGUUGCACAUGUUGACCUGUUCCAGCGUAAAGACAUUAACUUGGGGUUUCCGACCACCAUAGAUCCAGGAACAAACAGAUCGGCCUUCUUUUCUGUGUUUCACAUUCUGUUUCUGCUUCCUCCUCUUUGCUCUGAGUUGUAGGAAAGCAGGGAAGACUUCAUGUUUUCACUGAGCAAUACAUCAUUUCAAGUUAUUGUUGGUAACAAACUGCUCCCUUCUGGUUCAGUGUGGUCCUACUUGAGAAAUCUACAGGAGGAAAAGUUGGCUUAGAGCUGCAUUCAGAAACAACUGCAUUUCAAACUUGAUCAUAAGAGAAUUGCUCAAUCAAGUCUUUCUCUGCUCAAACAUGCAGCAUUGACAGUUUGCCUAUAAGGCACCAACAGCAACCCAAUCUUCAUGAAUCUGUCCAGUGGAAAUGACAGAUUUCAGUCUAUAUUCAAAUUAUCAUUCUGUUGCACAUCAGUCUUGUAUAGUUAUACGCAAAAAUAUUAAGAAAAACUUGGUACAAGCAAGCAAAUGUGUCUCAAUUCACCCAAAAUGGGUUGUGAAGUGUAGUGAACACUGAACUGUAAGAGGGAAGGUGCUCAAUUGAACCGACCUCUGUGCAGUGAAAUGGCCUCGCCUAGCGUUCUUAAAUGUUGUUCACUCGUUAAUUUUUGAAGUAAACUUGCCUGUAUCUGCUGUUUGUCCAGUCCCUUGGAGUCACAGACAUGACAGUCUCUGUCAUUAUGCUCAACAACACGAGCGAUGCAGCAAUGAGUCAGACAUGAGUAAAUGUUAAGGCUCAUCGCAGUGUUCACCGUUACUUCAGCCGCGUUUGCUUUAAACACAGACGGCCCAAAUCAGACUUUUCCUCCUCGAUGAUUUCUCAUGUUCUGAUCCACUUUCAUCCUCAAACUGUGAAAAACAGCGGAACCUCCUCAUGAUCCUCACGUCUUUGAUUCAGUCAAGGUUCCAGCUCAUUUGCUUUAUUCAGAAUGCUAAACCUUAGUUCAAUUAUCUUGUAAUAGGUGCAGUCUAAAUUUUCUUUUUCCUACCUGGAUAAAUCCAGUGUUUAGCACAUGAAUAUCCAGUAACAUUGACCACAACAUGCCUAACCAUAAAUCAGAUCAUUUAACUAUAUUCACGUAAUAACUCUUUAAUGUUGAUUCCUCAGAGUAUAUCCUAAUAUAUCAAUGCAGAAAAUAAGUCAAAGUAAACAAAUUUUAGAUAGUAAAUUAACUUUUAAAACUGUACUUUUUUUUUUUUUUUUCUUGAAGAGGAAGUACUUAAGUUCUGUAGUAGAUGAACCUAAAAGGUUUUAUGUGAACAUCUUUUAUGUUGCAUGUCUAUUGCUAAAUCAUGUUGGUGGAGGGUGUGGGAGGGUGGGGGGAUGUGAGGCCAAAGGUCAGUUAGUUUAGAUAAAUGUGAAGAUGCUUACUUUCACUAUGACCACUAGAUCACUCACAGGUUGCAUCUCCUUCAAAGGAAAUAAAGCACUUUAAGUGACAAA